CUCUCUCUCUCUCUCUCAAUCCCAGCCUUCGCUUUCAGUUUCUCUCUCUAUAUCAGCCUAUACAAGCACAGAUUUCCUCUGUCUGUCUCUCCCCCUCGGUGGUAUCGAAUAAGGGCGAGGUUAUCAAGAUCGAAUAUCAACAUCUGUGUGUGUUUGUUUAUAUGUGUAUCUAUCGUUUUCGAGUGAACUUUGAAGAAUAGGGAAAGCGGAAGAGGAAGACGAUUUACUUCCGAUUCUCUCAGCACUGUUGCUUCCAACGUUCUCUCUACUGAUCCAUCUGUGGAUGAGUGAAAAUCUUAUACACUUAUCAGUUUGUGUUUCUUCAGAUCCGUCAAGUUCCUCAUUAAUCUUAGAGCUGACUUUACUUGGAGAUCUUAAUCAUACCUGAUUGAAGCAUGUGCAGUGGCCCUGAUCAAUCAAAAUCAACAUCGACAACGGUAGAGAACAAAUCUAACACAAGAGGUAUGAGUAAAUUAACUGUGGAUACUGAGGAUUCUUUUUCCAGUUUACUUGAGCUUGCUGCAAACAAUGAUUUCGAGGUUUUUAAACAAUCGAUUGAGCGUGAUGCUUGUGGAAUUGAUGAGGUUGGACUUUGGUAUGUACGCAAGAAAGGCUCGAAAUCUAUAGUCCUUGAGCAUAGAACUCCCCUAAUGGUUGCUGCUACAUUUGGUAGUGUUGAUGUGUUGAAGCUAAUUAUCUCCCAGCCUGAUGUUGAUGUGAAUCGCACUUGUGGCCCAGAUAAGUGCACUGCCCUUCACUGUGCUGCCUCCGGUGGCUCUGUUAAUGCUGUUGACAUUGUAAAGCUGCUUUUAUCAGUGGGUGCAGAUACAAAUAUUGAAGAUGCCAAUGGUCACCGCCCGUUUGAUGUGAUCAUUGUCCCUCCAAAGCUCCAAGGGAUUAGAGCUGUGCUUGAAGAAUUGCUUAUUAACAACUUCUCUGAUGGCUCAGUUGGCGAAGGCAAUUUACGUUUGUCCAUCACUACUUCAAACUCCUCCUCGCCAACCCUCUCUUCAUCGCCAGAAAAUGGGUCCCCAUCUUAUCCCUCCGAGUCUUUGUCCUCUCCAAUGGCAUCUAAAUUCAGUGAUGUUCCUGGAAAUUUUACUUCGGAGAAGAAAGAAUACCCAAUUGAUCCAUCUCUCCCUGAUAUCAAGAACAGCAUAUAUUCAACUGAUGAGUUCCGUAUGUUCUCAUUCAAGGUCCGGCCGUGUUCGAGGGCUUACUCCCAUGAUUGGACUGAAUGCCCUUUUGUUCACCCGGGGGAGAAUGCUCGCAGAAGAGAUCCACGGAAAUACCAUUACAGUUGUGUUCCUUGUCCUGAGUUUCGCAAGGGCACAUGUAGGCGAGGUGAUAUGUGUGAAUAUGCUCAUGGCGUGUUUGAGUGCUGGCUACACCCUGCUCAAUACCGAACUAGGCUGUGCAAGGAUGGCACAAGCUGUGCAAGGCGAGUGUGCUUUUUUGCCCACACAGCUGAGGAACUUCGGCCCCUUUAUGUCUCUACUGGAUCUGCGGUUCCAUCUCCUCGGUCAUCUGCAUUGGCUGCUAGUGCUAUGGACAUGGCUGCUGCAUUGAGCCUCUUACCCGGCUCGCCCUCAUCACACACUGUGAUGUCUCCUUCUGCAUUCAAUCAUCCCAUGUCUCCAACGGCAAAUGGAAUUUCACACACAUCUUUGGGUUGGCCUCAACCAAAUGUUCCAACCCUCCAUUUGCCUGGAAGCAACCUCCAAUCAAGUCGCCUGAGAUCUUCUCUUAAUGCUCGAGACAUCCAUCAUGAGGAUCUUAGUAUGUUGCAGGAUUUUGAGGCCCAGCAAUUAAUACUAAGGGAUUUGUCAUGUCUCUCACAGUCCCGUCCUAGUUCUAUUUCUUUGAACCAAUCGGGCCGGUCCAAAACACUAAUUCCUUCAAACCUUGACGAGCUUUUUUCUGUUGAAAUAUCCUCUUCGCCCAGGUAUUCUGAUCAGGCAGCCGCUUCUGGUGUUUUUUCCCCGUCGCAGAAGUCAGCUGUUCUCAAUCAGUUUCAACAGCAGCAGAACAUGCUUUCUCCAAUUAAUACUAAUGUUUUCUCCCCGAAAAAUGUUGAGCACCCGCUUUUGCAGGCUUCCUUUGGUGUCUCAUCUCCCGGAAGAACAUCGCCUAGAAGUGUGGAGCCCAUAUCCCCAAUGGGUGCUCGGCUCUCUGCGUUUGCUCAACGAGAGACGCAGUAUCAACAAUUGCGCAGCCUCAGCUCCCGGGAUCUUGGAUCCAACAAUGGCCCCGUUGUCAGGUCUCCUAUGAAUUCUAGUUGGUCAAAAUGGGGAUCCCCUAAUGGAAAAGUAGAUUGGUCUGUUAAUGGAGGUGAACCAGGUCGCAUGCGGAGGUCAAAUUCUUUUGAGCUCAAUAACAAUGGAGAAGAGCCUGACCUGUCAUGGGUCCAAUCUCUUGUCAAGGAAUCACCACCUGAGAUGAAAGACAAGCUUGCAGUUCCAAUUUCUGUUGCUGUGCCAUCCGGUGAGGGUUCGAAAUCCAAUUCUCAAAUUGAUUCUGUUGAUCAUUCAGUUUUAGGAGCUUGGCUUGAUCAGAUGCAACUUGAUCAGCUUGUAGCUUAGUGAAAAAUUGAAUUCAUUCUCUCUUUAGUGAGAUUAAACAAAACCUAGGAAGUAAACAUAUUCUUUUGGGAUAUUUUUGGCUGGUGUGGAAGAUGAUUUUCAAAAGGUAAGAGUUGAAUUUGUGAAGCGUCUGAAGGAUAAAAAGAUGGCUGAAAUGUUUCAGGAGGGUUAUUUAAAUUUUAUCAUUUACUGUUAUUGUUUGACAGCAGAGGAAGAUGAUGAUGAAGAGAUCUGUAUCUGGGCUGUAUUAAAGAAACCCAGUCCAGGUUGGGUGUAUUUGAUUCAGUGUUUUUAGAACUAUUUUUUUCCUCCCUUUUAUUUCCUCUUCAAGGGGAGGAAAAAGGGUUUACUGCCAUGAAAACUAUAAGCUUUUUAUUUUCUGAUGUCUUAAUUUUUUGUUUUUUUAACAUUACCUUUUCGUUGUAAGGAGGGCUUUGUUUGGUUUUGUGGUAUCGGUGAUAAUGCCUUCCAUUUCAGAAAGCAUUACCAGAGGGUCCAGUAGUAUUGGAAAGGGUGGUGGCAAUAUGUUCUUUUGAUGAUGUAAAACUGAAUUAAAGUUAUUAUUUUAAUACAUUCAGCCUCUUUUUUUUU
This is a messenger RNA of Ilex paraguariensis (yerba mate), 3173 nucleotides long. The record is from the annotation of a GenBank genome assembly. NCBI's taxonomy places the organism in Eukaryota, Viridiplantae, Streptophyta, Magnoliopsida, Aquifoliales, Aquifoliaceae.